UAUCAGACUCCACGUUUUCACUCUUUUGAGACGAAGCAAAGGCCUCUCGUUGGAAAUUCUAUUUGGGUUUCUUCCCUUUUCUUUUACAUUUGUGUGGAAUCCUUUUCGGGUUUGGUUCGGGUUUCGUGAUGGGUGCUUUGGAUCAUGUCUCUCAUCUCUUCGACUGCUCUCAUGGGCAUUCCAAGCUGAAGAGACGCAAGCAGCUGCAGACCGUGGAGAUCAAGGUGAAGAUGGACUGCGAAGGGUGUGAGCGGAAAGUGCGGAGAGCAGUAGAGGGAAUGAAGGGUGUGACGCAGGUGGACGUGGUGCCGAAGCAUCACAAGCUUACAGUUGUCGGGUACGUGGACCCCGCUAAGGUGGUGGCACGUGUCGCGCAUCGGACUGGCAAGAAGGCAGAGCUGUGGCCCUACGUGCCAUACGACGUGGUGGCGCACCCUUACGCUCCUGGGGUGUACGACAAGAAGGCACCACCUGGGUACGUGCGAAACGCGUACGAGGACCCUCAGUAUUCGCAUCUGGCACGUGCGAGCUCCACUGAGGUGCGGUACACCACAGCCUUCAGUGAUGAGAAUCCAGCCGCUUGCGCUAUCAUGUGAUCAUCCUCAUUUAGAUAGACUCUCUAGGACCGUCAGAUCUUUUCCCCUUUUGCUUGUAACUCGUGUGUUUGAAUCUUCUUCUUCCUCUUUUAUUUGAAACAAUAUAUUUUGAUGUAAUUUUAAUAUAUAUUUUUUAA
Messenger RNA from Vitis riparia (riverbank grape), 733 nucleotides. RefSeq names its product heavy metal-associated isoprenylated plant protein 26-like. The transcript has 2 exons. Lineage: Eukaryota; Viridiplantae; Streptophyta; Magnoliopsida; Vitales; Vitaceae. Bases 129 to 596 code for a protein of 155 amino acids. Gene Ontology annotation, molecular function: metal ion binding. The record is from RefSeq and is a predicted model, not a curated record.